Messenger RNA from Closterium sp. Naga37s-1, 1719 nucleotides. The record is from the annotation of a GenBank genome assembly. Lineage: Eukaryota; Viridiplantae; Streptophyta; Zygnematophyceae; Desmidiales; Closteriaceae.
AUGGGAGCGGGCUCGAGUCAACCCGCGCAUCAGCAGCACCGUCGGUCGCAGCCAGCCAGGCCGCCGCAGUACUACCCGCCCGUCCCCUACUCCGUCCCCGCAGGCGCCGUUCCGCAAGCCCCGUACGGUCAUGCGCCGUAUCCCUACGGAUACGCGUACCACCCGCAGGCCGGCGGCGGAGUGCCUCCCUCUCCGUGGCAGCACAACCCGCACUAUCCGCCUCCUCCGCCCGCCGCGCCGUGGUACGGCGGAUAUCCCGGGCACGCGCCGCCGCCAUACCAGGUUCCCGUGCCGCCGAUGAUGCCGGUGCCGCCUCCGCCGGUGGUAGCGGAGCCGCAACAAGCGGUGACGAUAAGGAACGAGGUGAACGUGAAGCGCAGCUCGCUGCGGUUGCUGCGCGACCCCGCAGAUCCCAGCAAGCACCUCGUCGCCUUCACCUUCGAUGCCACCGUCAGCGGCAGUGUGAGCGUGUUCAUCGCGGCGCAGGAGGGCGAGGGGUGCAGCUUCAGGGGGGUGUAUCAGCAGGUGCACACGCCAACGGUCGUGCGCUUCCCCAAGGGUCUCGGUCAGAAGUUCGUGCAGGCGUCAGGCACGGGCGUCGACCUCUCGUGCAUCCCGGAGGAGCAUCUCUUUAGGGUUUCAGGCCCCAGCCCCGUGUAUCCGCUCGUUAUUCGCACCCGCGUCGAGCCCAAAAGCUCGAAAUCCGCGACAGUAGCAUCGCCGAUUAGUAGCGGUAGCAGCGGUGUCAGUAACGUUCAGUCCGGCGCGCCCGCGAGCGCGUCGUCGUCGGAGCCGUGCUCCGCCGGCAGCAGCCAUGGCGUAGAAUCAUGCGACUCGGAUCCAGGCGCUCCGCUGCCCACGUCGGUGCAGUCUCAGAUGACGUACGCGGUGUUCGAGAAGGCCGCUGUAACGCGUACGGAGAAAGAGGGAGAAGGGGAGUCGGCGGAGGGCGGUAAGGGGAAGGGCACAGGGGAGCUGCCCGGGCUGUUCGUGGUGCGGCCGGUGAAGCAGAAGAUCUGGGUGGACGGCACCAGCUACGAGGUGCAGGUGCGUGCGCGGGUGGGGCCAAUUCUCUCAUGGUUGCACGACUCCACUCCCCUCGACCUUUUGCUCAUCAAUUUCCCGUCCUUGCAUUCACCCACCACCCAUCCUUGUAUGUACAUCACCACCACACUCACCUCCCCCUCCCCCCCUCUCCCCCCCACCUACUCCUCUUCCCUCCAUUGCUGCCUGGGCUGGCUAGACACCACCGUGCUGCCCUGCCGCCACAUGUGCAUGUGUGCGGACUGCGCCAAGGUGCUGCGGUACCAGACCAACAAGUGCCCCAUCUGCCGCCAGCCCGUGCAAUCAUUGCUCGAGAUCCGAGUGCCGCCCAGACUGCCCUCGCUGGACGGGCCGGAACCGACUUCCCCUGAGGCGCAGGGAGAAGUAGCGGCGGGGAGGCAGGGGCAUGCAGAGGCGCGUUCAGGGCCUCCACUGGCAGGGUCGGACGGCCGUGCCGAUCCUAGGUCUGCAGCGGCGCAUGCGGGCAGUGGUGCUGCUGGGGAAGGAGGUUCCCAGGGGCACGGUGAGGCGAGCAGAGGUGUGGAUUCAGCGGCAGGGAGGAGCACAGGUGUGAGGGGUGGUGGUGGUGGAGAAGGACCGGGUGGCAGUGCUGAUGUGGCAGGGUUGGCUGAUCAAGUAGACUCGCUUCUGUUGGGUACAGGUAGAGGCAGAUGA